Molecule: messenger RNA, 4754 nt
Organism: Malus domestica (apple)
Lineage: Eukaryota; Viridiplantae; Streptophyta; Magnoliopsida; Rosales; Rosaceae
Product: putative lysine-specific demethylase JMJ16
Biological process (GO): chromatin remodeling; regulation of gene expression
Cellular component (GO): chromatin; nucleus
Molecular function (GO): histone H3K4me/H3K4me2/H3K4me3 demethylase activity
Source: RefSeq, a predicted model, not a curated record
AAAAAUUCAUCACAAAAACAAUAGGAUCCCCCAAAUCCCCAUUUCCCCCAAAAAAAAUUAAAAACCCUAGAUCUUAAUUUCCAAUUGAUUUUUCGGAAUCCAAAAGGGGAACAUUAUUAUCCCAAGUCCCAACUGUUAUCAUAUCAUCUGUUAUUUGUCAGCUUUAAUAAAAAGAUGCUGAUUUUGCACCAAACAAAAAUUAAAUUGCACUGAAUCAAUCUCCAAGCUUGUUAGGGUUAGGGUUUCUUCCAGCUUUGGAAUUUUAGCCCCAAAUUUUGGUUCCACAAUUUGUGUCCUUCUUUUUCCAGAUUUACCCUUGCCCCAUGGUUUCUGGAUUUUGCUUAUAUACGAGUCUCAGAUGACAUUCAAGGCUGUUUGAGAGGCUGUCCUUGAUUGUCAUUUUCGGUUUUGUUGCUGGUGGGUACCCAUCUCUGACCAAUUCGUCUGUAGCAAAAGUGCUUUCCAUUUUCUCUGCUUUUUGUUUCUGACUGGUCCGUCUUGGUUAGGAUUAGGGUUAGGGUUUUUAGAUCUGUUCAAUCAAAUCCGUUUGCUUAAUUUCUCACGGAUUUGAAAUUUUUGUUGACUUUAGUUUAUUUUUUUGAGUUAGUUUUUGGAAUCAAUUUUUGUUUAAUUGAUCUGGUUUCUGCAAAUUCUGGGUGUAGUGAAUGGAAGUUUGAGCUGGAUUAGCUCAGUGGGGAUUGUAUAAUCUUGGAUCAUCACGAUACGAACAGUUUGGAGAAUUCUAAAUGGGGACAGAACUCAUGAGAGUUUGCAUGCAAGAGGAUAACGAUGAGUUUCCUUCUGUUCCACCCGGAUUUGAGUCAUUUGCAUCUUUCAGCUUACAAAGGGCAAAUGAAAGUGAGAAACAAGAUAGUGAAAACAGAAUUAGUUCCUCAGCAACUGCUAGUCCUUCUAAAUCACAAUCAGUUCAGAUGGAGACUGACAUUGACACUGGUGGGGUUGCAAAGAGGUCUGUUCGACGCAGACAAUGCAUAAAUCAUGGGCAAAAUAACAAGUCAGAGGAUGAAUCUGAUUGGGAGCAACUUGAACAAAAUUGUCCCCCAAGAUCUGUUCUUCCCAAGGGGGUUAUACGUGGGUGUCCACAAUGUAGUAAUUGCCAAAAGGUCUCUGCACGAUGGCAUCCACUGGAAGGUCAAAGGCCCGACCUUCAGGACGCUCCUGUCUUCAGGCCUUCUGAGGAGGAGUUCAAAGACACAUUGAAAUAUAUAGCGAGCAUACGCCCAAAAGCUGAACCAUAUGGUAUUUGUCGCAUUGUUCCUCCCUCUUCUUGGAAGCCUCCCUGUCCACUCAAGGAAAAGGCUAUUUGGGGGACCUCCACAUUUUUUACUCGAGUCCAGAGAGUCGAUAAACUGCAAAAUCGAGAUUCAAUGAGAAAGGUUCCUAAAAGCCAUAGUCAUAUGAGGAAGAAAAGAAGAAGCACACGGAUGGGGACUGAUCAUCAAAGUGGUGGCAGAGGAUCUGGGGAUGAUGGAGGUUGUGAGGCCGAACGGUUUGGGUUUGAACCUGGUCCAGAGUUUACUCUAGAAACGUUUGAAAGAUAUGCUGACGACUUCAAGGCUCAAUACUUCAGCAAGAACGAACAUAUUCCUAGUAUAGGAGGUAACUUUGCUAAACUUAAAGAGUGCUGGGAGCCAUCGGUAGGAAGUAUUGAGGGCGAAUAUUGGCGGAUGGUAGAGAGACCUACUGAAGAAAUUGAGGUUCUUUAUGGUGCUGAUCUAGAAACUGGAGUUUUUGGUAGUGGUUUUCCCAAGAUGUCCAGUAAGGAUGCUUUUCCUUCAGAAGAGCAGUACAUAAAUUCGGGCUGGAACUUGAACAACUUUCCAAGACUUCCCGGAUCUGUUCUUUCUUAUGAAAGCAGUGAUAUAUCCGGUGUUCUGGUGCCAUGGUUAUACAUAGGGAUGUGCUUUUCUUCCUUUUGCUGGCAUGUUGAAGAUCACCACUUGUACUCUUUAAAUUAUAUGCAUUGGGGUGCUCCAAAGUUGUGGUAUGGUAUCCCUGGUAGCGAUGCCUGUAAAUUUGAAGAAGCAAUGAGAAAGCACCUCCCUGGCCUAUUUGAAGAGCAACCUGACUUGCUUCAUAAGCUGGUCACACAGCUUUCACCCUCCAUUCUGAAAUCUGAAGGGGUACCUGUGUAUAGAUGUUGUCAGAAUGCUGGAGAGUUUGUUUUGACCUUUCCUCGAGCAUACCAUUCAGGGUUCAACUGUGGUUUUAAUUGUGCCGAGGCUGUGAAUGUAGCUCCUGUUGAUUGGUUGCCCCAUGGGCAGAUCGCUAUAGAGCUAUAUCAGGAGCAGGGACGAAAGACAUCCAUUUCUCAUGAUAAAUUGUUGCUUGGGGCAGCAAGGGAAGCGGUGAAAGCACAUUGGGAACUCAAUUUACUGAAGAAGAAUACUCCAGAUAACUUACGAUGGAAGGAUGCAUGUGGAAAGGAUGGGAUAUUAGCAAAAACACUAAAGGCACGUGUUGAGAUGGAGCGUGUGAGGAGAGAAUUUCUCACUAGUUCUUCACAGGCAUUGAAGAUGGAUAACAAUUUUGAUGCCAUCAAUGAGAGAGAAUGCAGCAUAUGCUUUUUUGAUCUUCAUCUGUCAGCAGCUGGUUGUCAUCAUUGUUCCCCGGAUAGAUAUGCAUGCUUAAAUCAUGCAAAGAAAUUCUGCUCAUGUGCUUGGAGCGCCAAGUUUUUCCUCUUUCGUUAUGAUAUGGAUGAACUAAACAUCCUUCUUGAGGCAUUGGAAGGAAAGUUGAGUGCAGUAUACAGAUGGGCUCGACUCGAUCUUGGGCUGGCUCUGAGUUCUUAUAUUUCCAAAGACAAUAAAGUUGGUAAGAUAUCUUAUUCCUCCAGAAGUGAUAUACUUAAAGAGGUUAGCUCAGAGCUGCAAAGCAAAAACUUCAAAGAUCCUCUAGGUACAGAAAUCCAUAAAGAGAGUCCUAUGAGUUCAGCCGGGAUCAUUGGUGAGACUUCCUCGCAGCAGAAGGUGAAAACAUUAGAAAUUUUUCGUCAAGUUAAAAGAGAAGAAUCGGCUCUCAACAGUUCCAAGUCAAGAAUGCAGGUUUGCCAGUUGUCUCAAGAGGACAUGUCAUAUGCUGUGACCUCGGAUGCAAAGGUAUCUGGGACGAAUAUGGCUUCAGUUGAGGAUGUUAUACUUCUUAGCGAUGAUGAAGGAGACGAUGACCCAAAGAAGCCACUUUCAACUGUGAGUGACCCUGGUUUUGAGAAAGAACCAAUCUUGAAUAUACCAGGGACUGAUGCAGCAGUUAUGGGUGAAAAGGUUUUCAGUCCAUUACCUGGUGGAGAAAAAAAGGAUUCUUCAUCUCAUCCUGUACACGUGAAAGUUGAACAGGAUCAUGGUGAACAAUUAGGUUCUAAUCCACCAAACCUCUCUUUCAAAUUAGUUUCUACUAAAGCAGAAUGUGGCCCAAACGGUAGUGCCAUCUUUGAACACAAAGUUGCUAAUUCAAGGAGUGACCCUCAGCUUCCACAGCCAUGUGCCAGUAUAAAACUAGAGAAUGAGGACAAAUAUGAAAAGAUAGGAAGAAUUGCCGAUACAACUUUAGCAGACAAUGUACGAACGACAACUGGAGCCUCAUCGUCCAGCCAAAACAAUUUGGACCGAUAUUACCGCCAGAAGGGUCCCCGAAUAGCGAAGGUGGUGCGGAGGAUCUCCUGCAUUGUUGAGCCUCUGGAAAUUGGAGUCGUGCUAUCUGGAAAGUCAUGGUGUAACAGCCAAGCCAUUUUUCCAAAAGGAUUUAGAAGCCGGGUUAGGCACAUCAGUGUUCUGGAUCCAACUGUUAGGUGUCACUAUGUCUCAGAAGUACUGGAUGCUGGACAAGGUGGACCACUGUUCAAGGUUUCUUUGGAGCACUGUCCAGGUGAGGUUUUCAUACAUAAUUCAGCUGGAAGAUGCUGGGAAAUGGUGAGAGAGAGAGUCAAUCAAGAAAUCACUAGGCAACAUAAAUUGGGAAAAAUGAACCUUCCUCCUUUGCAGCCACCGGGGAGUAUCGAUGGCUUUGAAAUGUUUGGGUUUACUUCACCAGCUAUUGUACAGGCCAUAGAGGCAAUGGACCGAAAUCAUGUCUGUUCCGAGUACUGGGACUCUCGCCCCUAUUCCCGACCUCAAGUACAGAUUCCACAAAAACCUCAAUCCAAAGAAAGUAGUGAGAGCUGCAAUACAAUGUCAAAGGAAAAAAGUGAUCAAGAGGCAUCCGACAAUGAUCUCGUCCCUGCUGGAGUCGAUACAACACUCAGAAGCCUAUUCAAGAAGGCUAACUUGGACGAAUUAAACUCACUGCACAGCAUUUUAGGUGCGAAUCGGCAACCUGCUGGUCGAGGUCUAGUGACACGACUUCUUAAUGAAGAGAUUCAUAGUCGUCCCACAUGAUGAUGCAUUCGUUUGUCUCACAAGGAUCAGAGACCAAACUUGCUCGGCCCGUUUUUAACUGUAAAUUCUACCCACCGAUUCGAGGUUAUAUUGUACAUCUUUUACUCAACCUGCUCAUUCUUUAUGCUAUAAAAAAGAAGCGAUAGGGAAGAAAAGGCUUAUUCUUAUGUCGACACUGCCGAGUUUUGUUUUUGUCGGAAUGCCUGUUUGUAGCUCGGAAGAAGUUAAAGAUUGUUGGUCGAUGACUCCAAAUUUGACGAUUUGGCAUCCGCGAGCUUUGUUUCUUGCAGGGUUGCCGGAAAUUGUACCAUCCCCGCCGGUGGUUUUGGUUGUUACUUGAAGAUGCUCGUACAAAGAAAA